Messenger RNA from Parasteatoda tepidariorum (common house spider), 1240 nucleotides. RefSeq lists its product as uncharacterized. The record is from RefSeq and is a predicted model, not a curated record. NCBI's taxonomy places the organism in Eukaryota, Metazoa, Arthropoda, Arachnida, Araneae, Theridiidae.
AGCUCACACCUGUGAUAUUCUGAUUGAUAAUAUUUUACUGAGAAUAAGUCAACGUCUUCGAUCGUGUUCGAACAUAAAAACAAUUAACUCAUCCAUUACCGCAUGAGGUUUCAAUUUCGUCAAAAUUGUUUUUGCAUGCUCUUUCACAAAAUUAUUUCCCCUGAUGACGUAAUUACCUCGUGGAUAUUAUAUAUUUUUUUCCAAACAUGUUGACAUCGUUUCUCUCACAUUUUUUGAUUUAUUUGUGGUUUCACUCAACACUAUUAGGUAAGUAUGAAUUUGCUUUUAAUAUUGCUGACAUGGGUGUUCGCGAAAGACGUGAAAUAUUAGGCGCUGAGACAAACAGUCACGCUUUACCCUCAUGGAAUGUGUUCCACGAUCCACAGUAUUGGCAACACUUUGAAAGGGAGGUCAGAGCGAAGGCGUGGAGUUGUCAAUUCAACAGUGACAUCCUACAAUCGAGCCUGGAGAAGGAUGCAGCCCUUUAUGACGAUCCUACAACCUUCAGGAAACGAAGAAAUGGCGUUCAAGAGUGGGUAACGAACACCACCUUAUGGAUUGAGACAGCGCUGGGUGCCUGUAAGGAACUCAGCAACGGAGAGAGUGGUCAAUAUGUUCGACAACUUGACGAGUUAAAGAUUUUGGAGGCGUUUUCUGACUAUUUGGAUCAUUUGAAUUUCUUCCAAAUGGUGGCUGAUAAAAUGGCUUCACUAGGGCAGAGGGUGAAACCUCUAAGCCAGGACUCAUCAGGAAUCCACGACAUCGAUAAACUAGAUCCCAUCAUGUUGGUUGGUUACUCAGAGAAAUUCGAGGACAUGAUGAACACUUCUAUUUGGAAUGUGUGCGUGGACAGGCACACCAAAGUGAACCCACACCACCAGGCGCACUGCCUGUGGCACGGCUGCUGCCGAGAUAAGAAUAGCUGCACGUUCUGUGAGGGUGUGAAGACCAUAGCCCUCCGCGAGAUGGUCUGUGACAAAGUGUCCAGAAGAGUUCAGAAAAACUUGGGUGGGAAACUUUCUAAAGAUAUGUGGGACGUGGACAUCGCCUUCUUCGUCGGCCUUCCAGAGGAUUGGCUCGCGAGAGCGAAAAGCAUGAUGUUGGAAUUAAAAGGAAAUGAUACCUACACUUAACUUAUAUAUGUAAAAUUUGGAAUAUAGUAGUAAGGAACUGUAUAGCAAUAGUAGGUACUGUAUAUAAGAAAGAAAUGGUUCGUCUAAUAAAAAUAAUAGUCAUAGAA